UGCGUCAUUGCGUGAACUAAAAAAGUUUCGUAGUCGGGCAAACUUGCGCUUAGUUUUUUCUUCACCAAGUAACAAAACACUCUCUCUCUCUGAAAAAUCGAGAAGUUUCUGGGUUUUAAGAGGGUUUUACAGUUUCAGAAGCUGAGAGAAUUUCUAACGAACUGCAGGAAUUUGUACAAUUGAAGCUUGUAAGGUGGAGAAAUGAGAUACUUGUUGCGAUCAAUUUGAACUGUUUAUACAGAGGAGAUUGCCAAACCUUGGCAGGAAUUCGUCGCUGCUACGUGCCGCGGCGGUUGCGGCUUUGGGGUCUGGGGUUUUAUAUGCAAAUGCCGCUUCUGAUUCUAACUCCAGGUUUCAAAUUUCUUUAUUUCUUCCGACAAGAGGUGACUUAUUAUCGGUGCCAUGGCGUGCUCCAUUGGUUUCGUUUGGCCCCUUGAUGCAUGGUAAAGCUACAGCUGUAGGAAAUGAUCCCUUUCCGCUGCAUUUCUCUAGAGUUGCUCCUGAUCCUCCAGCAGAUGCAAAAAAUCAAGUCCCUACUGAUGGAUCCACUCAUUGUUCAAACUGUUUCACUAGAGACACCAUUGCCAAUGCAGCUGCCAAGGUUAGCCCAGCUGUUGUGAAUCUGUCUGUACCGAAGGGAAUCUAUGGAUUGACUUUGGGGAGGAGUAUUGGUUCAGGAACCAUUAUUGAUUCUAAUGGUACUAUUUUAACUUGUGCACAUGUGGUCGUAGACUUUCAAGGGGUGAAAGCUUCAUCAAAAGGGAAUAUUGAGGUGACCAUGCAAGAUGGUAGAACAUUUGAGGGCACAGUGUUGAAUGCGGAUUUACAUUCUGAUAUAGCAAUUGUAAAGGUCAAAACGAAAUCACCACUACCAGCUGCAAAACUUGGCUUGUCAAACAAACUUCGUCCCGGGGACUGGGUUAUAGCAAUGGGCUGCCCUCUUUCCCUCCAAAAUACUGUGACAGCUGGCAUUGUAAGCUGUAUUGACAGAAAAAGCAGUGAUCUAGGUCUUGGUGGAAUGAGAAGGGAAUACUUACAGACUGAUUGUUCCAUUAAUGUUGGAAACUCAGGAGGUCCUCUUGUUAAUAUGGAUGGUGAGGUGGUUGGGGUUAAUAACAUGAAAGUGCUAGCAGCUGAUGGAUUGAGCUUUGCUGUGCCAGUCGACUCUGUCUCUAAAAUCAUAGACCAAUUCAGGAAAAGAGGGAGAGUUGUUCGACCUUGGCUUGGACUCAAGAUGAUUGAUCUCAAUGACAUGAUCAUAUCACAGCUUAAAGAAAGAGAUCCAACUUUUCCUAAUGUAGAUAGAGGGGUGCUUGUCCCAAUGGUUACUCCAGGCUCUCCUGCAGAUCACGCUGGAUUUCGGCCAGGAGAUGUUGUCACUGAGUUCGAUGGAAAACCUGUCGGAAGCAUCAAGGAGAUCAUUGACUUAAUGGACGAUAAAGUGGGGAAGCCACUGAAGGUGGUUGUGAAGAGGGCAAACAAUGCCGUGGCAACCUUAUCCGUGAUACCCGAGGAAGCAAAUCCAGACAUGUAACUCGUGUCGGAGCACACUCAUCAGCCUUUUCCCUCCCUCCACCCCAAACCAAAAAAUUAGAAGCCAAGAAAGAAUGAAUUGUUGUAAACUGUGCUUAUAUUUUCGGUGUUUUCAUUCAACAGUGAUCUUAUUUAUGUAGUUGCGUAGGUGCUUGGUUAUAAUUUCAAUUGCAAAGUCCUUUUCAGCUUUCACUAUAGUACUCGUUUGUAGUUUCACUUGAAUCAUUUCUAGGGGAGAACAUAUCUUUUGUAAAGGUUUCGUAGAAAAUCCAGUCCAACUGUAUAUACUACCAUGAAAUUCAUGUCUA
Molecule: messenger RNA, 1841 nt
Organism: Spinacia oleracea (spinach)
Lineage: Eukaryota; Viridiplantae; Streptophyta; Magnoliopsida; Caryophyllales; Amaranthaceae
Product: putative protease Do-like 14
Exons: 11
Coding region: 437-1534 (365 amino acids)
Biological process (GO): proteolysis
Molecular function (GO): serine-type endopeptidase activity; protein binding
Source: RefSeq, a predicted model, not a curated record